UUUUAAUUUUUCUUUUUUUUUUCUUUUCUUUUAUAUAUAUAAACACACACACACACACACUUUGUACAUUCUUCUUUCAUCAAUGCAAAUCAUUAAUACUACACCUACAACAAAGAGCAUGCUUAGCACUAAACUCAUCACAUCUCGUAACAACAAGGCUCUCUUAAUCACAUCCAAUACAUCCACACGUCGUCGUUCUUCUACAUCUAGCCAUGGUAGUUACCAAAAGAAGAAGAUGAUUCGACCAGAUUCACCAAAAGAAGAAAGGGACGAACCCGUAUUCAACAUUGUUUACAAUGCCCAGGAUACAAUGAUGAUUACCCCUCCUCCCUCUCCAAAGUCGGCUCCCCUUUCCUCCUCUGCCUGUUGCUUUGAAGCCAAUGAUCGUAUCUUGACCGCCAAAAGAAAUGGUCAACUCAAGUCCGUCAUGAAUGAAUACAUGGCUCUUCAAAAGGAAGGUCUUUUAUUCACGGAUCAUACCUAUAACCUUAUUCUGGACUCUUAUGCCAGUCUCCGUUCCAACGGCACUCCCUUGACUCCCAUGAUGAAAAUCUAUAACGAAAUGAUUCAAUCUGAUAUCCAACCCAGUAGCUCUACCUACUCUAUUCUCAUCCGCACACUUUGCAAACGAGACGUCGAGGUCCAAAAGGUGAUUGCCAUGUUAAAGCGUCAACAUGCUCGUUCCUCCCACAUCAAGUCCAACAACAUGGUCGAACUCGAAUCCGAAGAAAACCUGCUCAAGGCCUUGGCUAUCUUUAACGCGGCUGUGUCUGAAAAUCUAGUACAAUAUUUCGAUGCUGAGCUUUAUAAUCAGAUCUUACGUGUCUUGUCGCACUAUGGUAACACAGUCGAGUCUCUCCGUGUUUAUCAGCAAUUAGAACUCCACUCGGUCCCUACCUCUGCUUCCUUUGCCGCUCUCAUCAACCUCUUUGGUCGUGUAGGCGAUCUUCCUUCGGCCUUGACUUACUUUGAAAAGUAUACACUCUUAAAGGAUUCCGUUGGCCCUCAUGAUGCUUCCUACGUUUACAAUGCCUUGGUCGAUGCUCAUCUCAAGUGCGAUCAUCUCGAGGGGGCUCUCAAAAUUGUCCGUGAAGAUAUGGCUACACAAGACGUCAAGGUUUCUACCAUUCCUUAUAAUUCCAUCAUUCGUUACUACUGUAUCGGCAACAAGAUGGAUGCUGCUGAGGAAUUAAUCCAAUCCAUGAAGGAAUCAGGUUUCCCUCAACCCGAUGCCAGUAGCUAUGGACCCAUCUUAUCUUCUUACUGUCAAGCAGAUGACUAUGAAAACGCCACACAGAUGUACGCUGCUCUUGUCAAGACAGAUAUCUCAAAGUCGUAUGGUAAUUUAGCCAACUAUGCCUUAUUGUGUUUGAAGGAAAACAAGUACGCUCGUAUCCUAGAGGUCAUGGGUGAUAUGCGUCAUGCUGGUUUAGAACCUGACUCUGUCUUGGCUGAACGUAUUGUCACACAAUUUGCUAAAUCUGGAAACGUGGAUAUCGCUAUCGAAGCUCUCUCUGCCAUUUUAGACACCAUGAAGCCUCGUACGCUCUCCAAGGGUAUGACACAAAUCAAGAACGCUGCUACUCAAGUGGCUUUAGCUGCCAAGGGAUCCUUCCAACCUACCUUAAAAGUAACACGUAUCCUGUCUCCUCACUGUCCUCACGGUUUACCUAUUCAAUUAGCCAAGGUCUUGAUUGAGAACUAUGAGUUUGAUGCCAACCAUGAAAUUAUCACAGAGACCGAUUACAGUCUUUUGUUUGAUGCCAGUAUCACUAUCGCCUCAGACCCUUCCACCCAUGCUCGUCACAACAAGUCUUCUCUCUCCCCUCUCUCCAUCUUUUGUUUCUGUCUCUUCAACGAGAUGACCGAACGAUCCUUCUCUGUCUCUCCUUCCAUCAAAUCACGUAUCUUGACUCAUUUCUUGCGUACCGGUGAUAAGAAGACCGCACAAAAAUGGGAGUCUCUCUUUGUCGAACAAGUGGUAGAACAAGCUACGGUCAAGACAGUAUCUGAAGCGGAAGAGGCAUCUACUGCUGUGAUGAAGGCAGCUAUUCAUGGUCAAUUGGAAGAAUGCUUGGAUAUCUUGCGUACACGACUCAUCGAUGCUGGUUUGGUACCUACUGCUGAAGCCUUGCGUGAUGCCAUUGCCUUUGUGGGAAAGCAAGGUCAUUUGGAGACCGCUGUUACCAUGUACCGUCUUGUGAUCAAGAGCUAUAAGGAAGCAACUCACUUGGAUGCUCCCCGUGUCGAAAGAGCCAUUUACUUGAUGACCAACAGUAUUCUCAUUGGGUAUGCUCAACAAGGUGAUAUGAUCAAUGCCAAGAAGUACUAUGAACAAAUCAAGUUGAUGGGACGUUACCCUGAUGGUAACGGUUAUGCCAGUCUCUUAUUGGGUAGUGCCAAAUGUGCUACAGACGAAGCCACAGAUGCCCUUACCAUGUAUGAUGAAGCCAAGCGUCGCGAUGUCAAGCCCACAACUUUCUUUUACAACGUGGUGAUUUCCAAGCUAGCCAAGGCACGUAAAUUGGAGUCUGCCAUGAAAUUAUUUGAAGAGAUGCAACAUUUCAAGAUCAUGCCCAACUCGAUUACCUAUGGUGCUAUUAUCUCUGCCUGUGUUCGUGCUGGUUCUGAACCUUUAUCUCGUAAAUUGUUUGCGGACAUGUUGGCCUCUCCUUCAUUCCAGCCACGUGUAGGUCCCUUUAAUAACAUGAUCCAGUUCUACGUACGUCAACAACCCGAUCGUGAAAGAGCCCUUGAAUACUUUGCAGAACUUCGUCGUCGUCAUAUCAAGCCCUCCGCUCAUACCUACAAGUUAUUGAUGGAAGCCUAUUCUGUGAUUGCCCCCUAUGAUAUGCCUACUGCGCAUCGCAUGUUAAGCGAGAUGGAACGCCGUGAUCAUAUCCGUCCUCAAGCCACACACUAUGCCACCCUCAUUUAUUCUUAUGGUACACUCCAACGUGAUGUCAAGAGCGCUGAACGUUUAUUUGGAGACAUGGAAGAAAAAGGUGUGAACAAGGACGAAGUUGUCUAUCAGGCCAUGUUGGAUACACUUGUGAGUAACGAUCGUUUAAAGUGUGCUGAAAAGUUGUAUGGUGAGAUGCAAAAGACCAUUGUCAAGAGCUCCUCUCCUUAUAUUGAAAAUGUGUUUAUCCGAGGUUAUGGACAAAAGGGUUUGUUGAACAAGGCACAGGCUAUGUUUGAUGCGAUGGCCGAUCAUCCGUUGGACGGUGAGGAUAGCUUGGUGGUGAUUCGUGAACCUAGUACCUAUGAAGCCAUGGUGCGUGCCUAUGUUGACAAUAAGAAAUUAGUCGAAGCCAAACUUAUCUUUGAUUUAAUGGUUCAACGUGAAUUCCCUGAAAAGGUCACUGCAUUGGUUGCUGAAUUGGUAUCCGUCUAAAAAAAAAAAAAUUCAUCAUCUCUUUUCCCCCCCCUUUUACUUUAUUACUUGCAUUGUAAAUACUUAAUAAAAUUGUACAUAUCAUUAUUUUCAUUCCUU
Messenger RNA from Mucor mucedo, 3496 nucleotides. RefSeq lists its product as uncharacterized. The transcript has 2 exons. The record is from RefSeq and is a predicted model, not a curated record. The coding region runs from base 83 to 3397 and encodes 1104 amino acids. NCBI's taxonomy places the organism in Eukaryota, Fungi, Mucoromycota, Mucoromycetes, Mucorales, Mucoraceae. Gene Ontology annotation, molecular function: protein binding.